This is a messenger RNA of Anthostomella pinea, 1427 nucleotides long. NCBI's taxonomy places the organism in Eukaryota, Fungi, Ascomycota, Sordariomycetes, Xylariales, Xylariaceae. The record is from the annotation of a GenBank genome assembly.
AUGCACGCAAAAACUAUAUCAACCAUCAUUGGCGCCUUCGCUGCGGCCAGCGUCACAGCGUUGCCGACUGAGAGCCGGCAGAAGCCCCAGCCAUGGCAGCAGCCGACGAGGCACCAUGUGAGCAACGUGGAGCUGGGACCUCGGCCGCAUUAUCUAGUUAACGACAUGGACGAGGGGUGGCUCAAAGACCGCCUGUCGCAGUGCUCCGAAAUGGAGUCGCAGCCUACCAAAUUCAGCAUCGGGCAUCGCGGGGACGGUUGUCUGCAAUUCCCCGAAGUGACGCUCGAGUCCAUAGAAGCCGGCGUGAGAAUGGGCGCCGGGAUGCUGGAGUGCGACGUCUCAUUCACCAGCGACCGACAGCUUGUGUGUCGACACGACAUGUGUGAUCUCCACACGACGACCAACAUCGUCGCGACCGAGCUGGGGUCCAAGUGCACGACCCCGUUCACACCGGCGAGCAACAGCACGGAGGCUACGGCCACCUGCUGCACCAGCGACAUCACCCUGGCCGAGUUCAAGAGCCUCUGCGGGAAGAUGGACGGCUACAACGCCUCGGCCACCACGCCAGAAGAGUUCCUAGAGGGCACGCCCUCGUGGCGGACAGACCUGUACGCGACCUGCGGCACCGUCCUGUCGCACAAGGAGUUCAUCUCGCUCGGCGACUACACGCAGGAGCAGUAUGCCCAGCAGAUGAUUGACGAGUACAAGGCCGCCGGCAUCGACCCCGCGCGCGUCUGGCCGCAGAGCUUCGACUUCAACGACGUCGCAUACUGGCUCGCGGCCGAGCCCGAGUUUGGCAGGCAAUCGAUCCUGCUGGACCAGAGCGGCGAUAGCCCCGGGACGCUCUCCGGCGCCGUCGCGAACUUGACCUUCUACAAGGACGCCGGCGUACAGAUCGUAGGGCCGCCGCUGCCGUACCUCGUCACGCUGGGCGAGAACGACGAGUAUAUCCCCUCGGCCUACGCCACCACGGCGAACCAGCUCGGUCUGAAGAUCAUCACCUGGUCGCUGGAGCGAUCGGGUCCGCUCGCUCAGGCCGCCGCGGACGGCGAUUACUACUAUACGACCAUCGCCAACGGCACGCACGGCGAUGGGGACAUGUACAAGCUGGUAGAUGUCCUCGCACGCGAGGAGCAGAUCCAAGAGGCCUACGAGAGCAACCGUCAAGAAUGGCUCUCUCGCUCCAUUGACUCCAUGCUGCAGAAUGAUAAGCAAGUGAAACCGGGCGAGGUACUCAUUGCGCACCUCAAACGUCAGGAGACCGAAGAUGCUACGAGCAUCAAGGCAGCAUUGACAAGCAGGGUGUCAACUGCGAGUGUAUUUGGGCUAGACCCUCUCCUGCCGUUCUCGCCCUCGUUGUCUAUGCUCAGGAGAAGCUCCGGGAACUUGUCGGGAAAGGUAGCCGUGACAUUCCAUGCUGGUCAGAG